Molecule: messenger RNA, 1047 nt
Organism: Silurus meridionalis
Lineage: Eukaryota; Metazoa; Chordata; Actinopteri; Siluriformes; Siluridae
Exons: 8
Coding region: 158-955 (265 amino acids)
Cellular component (GO): cytoplasm
Molecular function (GO): oxidoreductase activity, acting on the CH-OH group of donors, NAD or NADP as acceptor
Source: RefSeq, a predicted model, not a curated record
UCAGUGCGGAAUUUUUGUCUGGCCAAUCAAAUGUAAGAGGUGGUUCUAAGCUCCUCCCACUUCUCUGCGUUAAAGUUGACUUACUUGAUCAAAAGCGCUUCCUGAGAACCACACACACACACACACACACACACACCCGUGCACGCAGACUUUGAAGAUGCUAAAGGGGAAAGUAGCUGUAGUGAGUGGAGCAGCUCGGGGACUGGGAAAAUCCUUCACACACAUCCUGCUAGAAAAUGGAGCUCAGGUGGCCAUGUUGGAUGUGGACGAGGCUGAAGGUCAGGAGCUGCAGGUGCAGUUGAAUCAGCAGUUCGGUUCGGAGCGAACGCAGUUUUAUAAAGCAGACGUGGCGUCGGAGCUGCAGUUCACUGAUGUGUUCCAGAAGAUUGUCAGUAAAUUUGGUCACAUCGACAUUUUCUGUAACAACGCAGGAAUCGUGGACGAGAAAAACUGGGAGAAAACUGUGUCCAUAAACCUGUCAGGUGUGGUGAGAGGAACGUAUUUGGCUCUGGAUCACAUGAAGAAGCAGAACGGUGGAAAUGGAGGAAUUAUCAUUAAUGUAGCAUCACUGGCAGGUCUUGGUCCGUUGCCGUCAGCUCCAGUCUACACAGCGACCAAGUUCGGAGUGGUGGGAUUCACCCGUGCGCUCUCUAUGGCAUCUCAGGCCUCAGGUUACGGUGUGAGGAUUAACGCUUUGUGUCCGAGUUUCGUCAGAACAUCACUGAUCGACUCGUUUGAUCAGAAAGAGAAAACUGGAAAUUUUCACAAUCUGGCUGCAAUCACACACAGUCUGAUGGACAAAUUCCCCAUCAUCGAGGUGGAGCAGGUGGCGAAGGCGUUUCUCCACUUGGUGAAGGAUGAGUGUGUGGAUGGAGCAGCUCUUUUGGUGAAGAGCACAGGUGCAGAGUACGUCAUCUUCCCUAAAGAUAUGGAGACCACGCCCAUCUCUAUCUAACCACUGAAACCUGACGUGCCUCCAAUCACAUUCACUCGGAUCAAAAUCAGAUUCCCAUAAACAUAAAAAUAAACCAAACCUGUCAAAACCUG